AUGUGUGACGUUAGUGGACUGGUGGAUUUGGAGGAGACGAAAGACUGCAUCACUUUACAACCUCUUCCAGAACCGCUGCUUAUAAUCCUUUCUCCGCCUCCACCUUUCCUACCGUACCCAGGUGAGCCACCCAUGCUGUGGCUGAAAUGGCUCAAAGCUUUUGAACACUACAUUCAUGCUCUUGAUGAAAAGGAGCUGGCCGACUCCACUAAGCUGAUGCUUUUACGGAACUCCCUCGGCUCAGAGGGAGAGCACGUCUUCUCAACUCUGCUCAAGAGUGACACUACAUACACCACUGCCAUUUCAGCGCUGACCGACCAUUUCAGACUCGACCAUGCCUCCCAAGUGCACCACCUUAAGUUCCACCAAAGGGUUCAGAUGCCUGGAGAGACUGUAGACCAGUUUGUCUCGGCACUGGAAGAACUGCUGAGACCUUGUAACUAUGGAAGCAUAAAGGAAAAACUUCUACUGGAGCAGCUGAUUGAGAAAACCAACAAUCUGCAGCUCAGAGAGAUGUUACUGAUGAGAAAAGAGACUCUGACCUUCUCCUCAGCGCUGGCGAUGGCUAAAGAGCUGGAAAUGGUUUUAAAUGAUUCUGUGCUUGGUUUUCACGAGGUCAAUGUAGACAUUGAAGAGUAUUUAGAGCCCCCUGUUCAAAUAAAGCGCAAAAGAGGUAGGCCUCGUCGUGGGGAGGAAAGGGUUAAAGUAAAGCCACAAGUGACUAAAACCCAAACAAACUCAUCUACGCUCAAAGACGACUACUACUACAGUAACGAUAAGCUGUAUUACAGUGAUGGUGAAGAUAAACUCCAAGCCGUGGAUGAGAAUAAUCGCAAUGAAGUAAAUGAUCGUAGCAGCACCUCGACAUUACGAAGAAUGGAGGAAGACGGCAACAGUGGAAGCACUGUCCUCUCUUCAACCAAACGACAAGCCCUCUGCUGUUCCUUAUGCUCCAACAGAUGCUUCUACAAUGUGAACAAGCUCAACAGACACAUGAGGACACACACGCAGGAGAAACCGUUCGCUUGCCCAGUCUGCGAAAUGAGAUUCAGCCAGUCCUACCACAUGACCCGACACAUGAGGAACCAGCACGACGCAGGCCAGUUCGUCUGCUCCACCUGCGGGGAGAGCCACGAAAGCUUGGCCGAAUUAAGGAUACACAAUCAGACGCACAAAUCCAAAGUUCUGUUCUGUCCAGAGUGCUAUGAACUGUUCACCGACAAAGAUGAGUUUUCUACUCACAUCAAGACGCACACAAAUAACUCGACGUCUCCAACGGAGGGCGGAAGCUCUCAGCAGGCUCUUCAAGUACCGGUGAAACGCAAACGAGGUAGGCCUCGUCGUGGGGAGGAAAAGAAUAAAACGCAGCCACUUGUGAGGAAAACCGCUUCAACUAGACACGAGGAUGAGAACGACCACAGUAAUGGUCGAGAUAGAUCUCAGGCUGUGGAGAAUCUGGAUCGCAGUAAAGCAGGUGAUGAUGACACCUCAUCAACAUUUAGAAUGACAAAAGAGGACAUCAACAGUCAUGGACAUGUCCUUCCUUUGACUAAAACGAAAGGUUUGUACUGCCCCUUCUGUAUCAAGCACUUCAACAAAGCAGACAGGCUCACCAGACACAUGAGGAUUCAUACGAAGGAGAAACCAUUCACCUGCCCCAUCUGCGAAAUGAGAUUCAGCCAGCCCGAUCACAUGACGCGACACAUGAGGAACCUGCACGCCGCAGGCCAGUUCGUCUGCUCCGUCUGUGGAGAAAGCCUGGAAAGCUUUGCGGACUUACUAAAACACAACAAGACACACAAGUGCCAAGUUCUGUUCUGUCCCGACUGCAACGAAAGAUUCAGCAACGACGAUGAUCUUUGUAGUCACGUCAAGACGCACAGACAUGGAGGUCAGAGUGUCCGACAGGCUGACGUCAAAGAAACCAAAGAGGAAGAAGUGCUUGAUGCUGAUUCAAACGCUGCAGAAUCUGAGUUUCAGCCUGCGACAGGACAAAGGAACUCCAAAAGCACAUCUAGAAAAGCAGGGAAGAAAAGCGCUCCGGCGACAUCCUCAAAGACUAAAACAAGAAGACACGUUUGUCCUCUCUGUGUCAACAGGCAUUUCAAAGGCCCAGACAAACUGGCUCGACACAUGAGGAGUCACACGCAAGAGAAGCCGUUCAUCUGUCCGUGCUGCGAUCUGAAAUUCAGCCAGUCAUACCACAUGACCCGACACAUGCGGAACCAGCACAACGGGGGCCAGUACUUCUGCCCUACGUGCAGGGAGAGCUUUACAAGCUGUGCUGAGUUGGCAAGCCACAAGAACACACACAAGUCCCAAGUUGUGUUCAGCCCGGAUUGUAAUGAACAAUCCACCAACAAAGAUGAGCUUUGUAGUCACGCCAACGACUCGUCUUCUCAAACAGACCAUCGACAUUUUCAUCAGGUUGAUGGAAUCCAAGUAAAGACUGAAGCUGAUGCUGGUGCCGCCUCUUUAGCUGCUGAUGCUGACGGUAAAGAAUUUGAAGUUCAGGCUUCGCCUGCAGAUGAGAGCGCUGACGAAGCAACACCUAAGGAAGACGGAUGCAAGAAUCAGGUCGUGUCAAAAACAGAAGGCCAUUUCUGUCCUGUCUGCGUCAACAAGUGUUUCAGAGGUCCGGCCAAACUGGCUCGCCACAUGAGGACUCACUCCAAGGAGAAACCGUUCACCUGCCCAGUCUGCACUAAGGCUUUCAGCCAGUCCUACCACAUGACCCGACACGUCAGGAACCAGCACGACCUCGGAAAACACGUCUGCGCCAAAUGCGGGAAGAGCUUUAGCACGUGGCUGGACCUGAAAACGCAUCGAAAAACCCACGCUGUUGAUGGUUUGACGUGCCUGGCGUGCGAUAAGCAGUUCAAAGGGAGAGCCGCGCUCGUGAGCCACCUGAAGCUGCACAGGAAGGUUAAGUCCAAACCUGGAAACCUCAAAUGCAGCGAUUGUGACAAAGAGUUUGGUCGCUUAUACCAUUUAAAAAGACACGUGAUGAGCCACUGCAAAGCUGCAAACGCUGAUUUUUACACAUGCCCCGACUGCCAGAAGAACUUCCUGUUCCCAGAAGACCUCAACAAACAUCUGGAGAUUCACGCGAAAGAAAACAGCGGGACUUGUCCGAAAUGCAACGCAACCUUCGACAGCGCAGGAGAACUCGAGGUGCACAUGGUGGUCCAUAACAAAAUUUACCCCUGCAGCACCUGUGGGAAGAAGUUCAAGGUCGAGUACGCGCUGAAGAAACAUGAACAAAGCCACCAAAACGAGCAGUAUUACUGUUCGACUUGUCGCAAGCACUUCUUCAAAGUGACUCACUAUAAGAGACACCUAAUGGUCCACGACAGACGAGAAUCCAGAUGUCCACACUGCGAUGCUGUCUUUUUGAAGCUAACCGCCUUUAAAUAUCAUCUGCGGACUCAUAUGGAAGAGCGGCCUCACCAGUGCAGCUGCUGCAUCGAAACGUUCGAGGAGAAGGCGGAGCUGGACAAACACUCCCUCAAACACAGGAAAAUCAAGAAGGAGAGGCCCUACUCGUGCACUCGCUGCGUCUAUGCCUUCACCACGUUGAUUGAGCUCACUGAGCACAUGAGUUUACAUGAAGGGGAGCUGCCAGAGACCUGUCCCAUCUGUGGCAAAACAUUCCUGAACAAGGACAAGUUGGAGAGACACCUCACCAUCCACAACGGUGAGAGACCUCACCUCUGCUCCAUCUGCGGGAACGGCUUCACCUCGGCCGCCAGCCUCAAGCUGCACGUCCUCAUCCACACCGGAGAAAAACCUUUCCGGUGCUCGCAGUGCGGUAAAAGCUUUAGCUCAAACAGCGGACUGCGGCUGCACAGCAGGCAGCACAUGGACAAGCGACCCAGCUACGACUGUCCAGAGUGCGGAAGGAGUUACGGACGCAUGACGGAGCUGAAGAUGCACCAGCGCUACCACACAGGAGAUAAGCCGCACGCGUGCACCUGCUGCAACAAGCGCUUCAUUAGCAAAGACAAGCUGAACGUUCACAUGAGGACGCACACGGGGGAGAGACCAUUUACCUGUCCCCACUGUGGACAGUCAUUUACACAGACGGGGGACAGAAACAGACACAUCAGCAAAUUUCACCCAUUAUCAGAAAAUAGCUUUAGUGAUAUAACCGACGUGAAGUUUUAG
Nematolebias whitei (Rio pearlfish) is the source of this 4167-nucleotide messenger RNA. RefSeq names its product zinc finger protein 814-like. NCBI's taxonomy places the organism in Eukaryota, Metazoa, Chordata, Actinopteri, Cyprinodontiformes, Rivulidae. Gene Ontology annotation, biological process: regulation of transcription by RNA polymerase II. The coding region runs from base 1 to 4167 and encodes 1388 amino acids. The transcript has a single exon. The record is from RefSeq and is a predicted model, not a curated record. Gene Ontology annotation, molecular function: DNA-binding transcription factor activity; RNA polymerase II cis-regulatory region sequence-specific DNA binding.